GGCUCUGACAGCAUGCCUGAAGUGGGUUGUGGGAGCUUCCUGAGCCACGCUGUGUCGGAUUGAUGUUAUCGUGGCCUCUCUCGGCCGCAAGCAGACGUCCGCCACCUUUCCGAGUCAACGCCCCGCGAGCUGUUCCCUGCCUCGGCACUGAUCGUCUGGUCAUUGGCAAGCUCGCUCACCGCCUUAGUCGUUCGAAGUCGAGCUACGAGGUGUUCAGAGAGCCGCCCACCUGAGCGCUGGCUCUGGCGAGCGCCACCACCGCGACCAUGGCGACCAGGGGCAACAGUCUGCGCGAUCGCCAGAUUGCCUCCCUCAAGAAAAUCCUCAACCUCAACGAGACGGUCGAGUCGAGCGAGGCCGACGAGGCUCACGCCAACGGCCUCCUCGCGCCCGUCGCCCCCAUACUCGACGCCGACGGCAACCCCAUAUGGAAGGUGCUGGUCUUUGACGACCUCGGGCGCGAUGUCAUUAGCAGCGUCAUGCGCGUCAGCGACCUGAGGUCCAUGGGCAUUACCAUGCACAUGCACAUUGCGAGCGCGCGCCACCCCAUACCCGACGUCCCCGUCAUCUACCUCCUCGAGCCAACGGCUCAAAAUCUCCAGAGCAUCACCACCGACUUGGAAAAGCAGCUCUACUCUCCCGCGUACAUCAACUUUCUGUCGUCCCUACCACGGCUGCUCCUCGAGGACUUUGCGACGCAGACGGCCACGUCCGGGACAUCGGAGCAGAUCGCCCAGCUGUUCGACCAAUACCUCAACUUCAUCGUUGCAGAGCCGGAUCUUUUCAGCCUCGGCAUGCAGAAGCAGCACACGUACUGGGCCCUGAACAGCGCCAAGACGAGCGACGAGGAGCUAGACCUGGUGGUGGACCGAAUAGUGAGCGGUCUCUUCAGCGUCAUCGUGACGAUGGGCGUGAUUCCCGUCAUCCGCUGUCCAAAGGGAGCCGCCGCGGAAAUGGUCGCCGCCCGCCUCGACCGCAAGCUCCGAGACCACAUUCUCAAUUCCAAAGAAAACCUCUUUUCCGGGCCGAGAUCCACGGCGGCGGGCACGCCUAGCUCGAGACCCGUUCUGAUUCUCCUAGAUCGAAAUGUCGACUUGAUACCCAUGCUGUCUCACUCGUGGACGUAUCAGUCUCUGGUUCACGACGUUCUUAAUAUGAAGCUCAACCGAAUCACGAUUGAGACGGCCGUCGAAGAAGGCAAUCCGGCCAAGGGGACAACGAAGAAGGCCUACGAUCUCAGCUCCAAUGACUUCUUCUGGGCCAAGAAUGCGGGCGUUCCCUUCCCACAGGUGGCCGAGGAUAUUGACGCCGAGCUGACCAAGUAUAAGGAGGACACGGCCGCAAUCACCAAGAAGACCGGGGUGACGGACCUGGAGGACCUGCAAAACGACACGAGCGCAAGUGCACAACACCUCAAAGCCGCGAUAACAUUGCUGCCCGAGAUGCGCGAGCGCAAGGGCAUCCUCGACAUGCACAUGAACAUCUUGGCGGCGCUACUGUCUGGCAUCAAGGACCGCCAGCUGGACAACUACUUCCAAAUCGAGGAAAAUGCUCAAAAACAGACCAAGGCCCAGAUCAUGGAGAUUAUCAAAGACGACAACAAGGGCACGGUGCCAGCAGAUAAACUGCGGCUCUUCAUCAUCUGGUUCCUCAGCACGGAGCAGGAGGUCAGCCGGGCAGACUUUGAGAGCUUCGGCAAGGCGCUGGAGGCGGCUGGCGCGGACACAUCGUCUCUGGCAUACGUUCGACAGGUGCGAGCGACGACCAAGAUGACGCAGCUGACCACCAUCAACAACAACACAAACCAGCAGCCGUCGUCGGACCUGUUUGGUCGCUUUUCGUCCAUCUCUUCCCGCCUCACAGACCGCCUCAAGGAGACGGGCGUGCCGACGGGACUGUCGUCGAAUUUUGAGUCGCUCAUCAGCGGCGUCAAGAACUUUCUGCCGGCAGACAGGGACUUGACUGUGACCAAGAUUGUCGAGUCGAUCAUGGACCCGUCUACGGCGGCGUCUUCGGCUAUCGCCAAGACGGAGCACUACCUGUACUUUGACCCGCGGUCGGCCAACGCGCGGGGAACGAUGCCGCCGCCCAGCGCGAUGCGAUCGGGCGCCGGGGCGAACGCACCAGGCGGGAUGCCCGGAGCGCCGGGCGUCGGGCAGUCGGCGACGUUCGGGCAGCGACGACAGGGCUUUAGCGAGGCGGUGGUUUUCACAGUGGGCGGAGGCAGCAUGGACGAGUAUGGCAACCUGCAAGAGUGGGUAAGCAGAACAGGCGGCGACCGAGGACGGAAGCGGGUGGUGUACGGGAGCACCGAGCUGGUGAAUGCCGGCGAGUUUAUCAAGGAGGAGCUGGAGAGGCUGGGCAGCGAGCUCGCAUCGUGAUGGAUGAGCCUUUUUAGGUAGCAGCGUGCGUGCCACGUCACCUGGCGACUGCAUGGGAUAGAAGGUUCGUGGUGCCCAGUGUAGGCUUUUUGGUCACUCCUGGGAUUCGGCAGCUGGAAGUGAUGAUGAAUUGAAUGCCGCUCCGCGACGACGGUGAGGUGACAACGCUGCGGUUUGGAUACUUCGUACGUACGUACCUCAUUCACAUUCACAUCGAAGAGGCCCGUAGCGAAUGAUUGAGCUCACCACAAGGGCCAGUGCAUCGCCAUCACGUAGCGCAGGUACCGCUGUGUAAUAUAACAAGCAGAAUUAGAGCACCGUAUUUC
This is a messenger RNA of Purpureocillium takamizusanense, 2707 nucleotides long. RefSeq names its product Vesicle trafficking between the ER and Golgi (gene SLY1). Gene Ontology annotation, biological process: intracellular protein transport; endoplasmic reticulum to Golgi vesicle-mediated transport. Gene Ontology annotation, cellular component: Golgi membrane; cytosol. The record is from RefSeq and is a predicted model, not a curated record. NCBI's taxonomy places the organism in Eukaryota, Fungi, Ascomycota, Sordariomycetes, Hypocreales, Ophiocordycipitaceae. The transcript has 5 exons. Gene Ontology annotation, molecular function: syntaxin binding. The coding region runs from base 267 to 2381 and encodes 704 amino acids.